AUAAUGCGUCGAAAAUGUGUUUGCUAACCGCCAUUAAACAAUAGAAGAAGACGAAUGUCGGAGAAGAAGAUGGCCCACUGACAAGAGAACAAUCCUUGUAGCAAUAUCAGACAAUAAAGUAACGUUACUUGGGUACAUUUUGAAUGUUAAUCUUUGAACGCAUUGUUGUGUGGUUUUAUUCUUUUACAAGUAUCAUCGAAAAUGAUCCUUACCGUAAAACCUCUUCAGGGAAAAGAAUGCAGCGUACAGGUGACAGAAGACGAAAAGGUCUCCACAGUGAAGGAACUGGUGUCUGAACGUCUCAACAUACCAGCAAACCAGCAGCGGUUGCUGUAUAAAGGGAAAGCGCUUGCAGAUGAACACAGACUGAGUGAUUACUCCAUUGGUCCUGAGGCUAAAUUGAAUCUGGUAAUCCGUCCAGUGGGAGACAGAACCGGAGCUUCAGGGACGGCUGCCAGCGGCAGCAGCAGCAGUGGCUCACACGGUGGAGUGUGGCACAUGGUGUUCACCAUACUUGCUAGGCACUUCAGUCCAGCAGAUGCAGCAAAAGUCCAUGAACAGCUCAUUAAGGACUAUGAACGUUCUCUUCGACAGCUCAGUCUUGAUGACAUUGAGCGUUUAGCGGGAAGACUGCUUCACCCAGAUGGCGAAAGCAUGGACACAUCAUAUAUGGACUAAGAAUGCCUCGCUGGAAGCUGCUCUUUGUGAUCGUCUUUCAAGAGGCACUCGGUGCUUGAGGAUGCAUACGGUUUUUUUAAGGCAUGGAAAAUACAGUGUCAGUUUUGUUGCAAAGCCCCUGUUGUGUGCCUAAUCAGUGGCUGAGUGAACACUGAUAACACUGACUGGCGAUUGUUUCAGCAAUAGGGCUUUCUUAUCCACAACCGGAGGGCUGGAUAAGAAAACUUGGCCAUUUUGAACUGAUUCUUGUCACUGAUGUUGCAGUAAUGACAUAAGACUCAAUCACAUUGUAUUAGAAUACAAAGGAAUCCAUUUAUGCUGUUGGUUUCACAUUAUCUCUGGCUGCUACAACCCCAGGAGACACUACUGGAGGGUAUUUAUUAGUCAACUGUGUUGGAUGAGGACUCUCUGUUUUCUAUUAACCAUAAGUGAGAAAGUAAUACGUUUUAUCCCAUAAGUAACUGAUGGUCAUAUGAUUUGUAAAUAAUGUUUAUAGAUAUACAGACAUUAAAGUACAGAAAAGAC
This is a messenger RNA of Monopterus albus (swamp eel), 1203 nucleotides long. It is a transcript of the gene ubl4a, whose product is annotated as ubiquitin like 4A. Gene Ontology annotation, molecular function: protein-folding chaperone binding. Gene Ontology annotation, cellular component: BAT3 complex. Gene Ontology annotation, biological process: tail-anchored membrane protein insertion into ER membrane; post-translational protein targeting to endoplasmic reticulum membrane. Lineage: Eukaryota; Metazoa; Chordata; Actinopteri; Synbranchiformes; Synbranchidae. The coding region runs from base 202 to 678 and encodes 158 amino acids. The transcript has 4 exons. The record is from RefSeq and is a predicted model, not a curated record.